Penicillium brevicompactum is the source of this 780-nucleotide messenger RNA. RefSeq names its product actin cortical patch SUR7/pH-response regulator pali. The record is from RefSeq and is a predicted model, not a curated record. The transcript is spliced from 2 exons. Lineage: Eukaryota; Fungi; Ascomycota; Eurotiomycetes; Eurotiales; Aspergillaceae. Bases 1 to 780 code for a protein of 259 amino acids.
AUGUCGUAUUGCUAUGGGUUUGAGAAAGAGUGCAUUGUCAACAAUGAUCCAAAGACGACAACACUUCAGAAAUCGAUCACGGCAUGCUCGGACUUGAGCCCGCUCUCCAUCUUCGAUCCAGGAAAAGCCAACUCUGAUGCCAUGGGUGGUUCAGAAGGAACCGCCAAUGGAGGAGACUCUGGUGGUGGGGACUCUGACAGCGAUGACCCUGAUGGAGGAGAUGGUGCAGGUGGCGAUAAUGGCCCUGGGCCCAAAUGGCCCAGCUAUCUCACAGAUGACUUUAUUGCUUUGGCACCAACCAGUCAGGUGAUGUCCAUGUUAUUCAUUCUGGGCACCUCUACUGUUGCUGUGUCAAUUUUCCUCCGUUUGAGCACCAUUCGCUACACCUGGAGACCUCCAGGACCACCAAGCCCGUUGGAUGAUAGUGACCCACCGCCGGGCUACCCAGGUUCACCAACGGACUUCCCUCCCCCCAAUCUGCAAAUUCUGAGCCUGGUGGUCAGCUUGAUUUUGCUCACCAUCGGCUCCUCCAUCGCAACCUUGAUCUCGACGCAAUUCGUUGGGCUUAUCACCAAAAGUGGAAGUCCUGAUUUUUUGACUAGUUCCAGCAGUGGGUUCCUGGGCAUGGCCUGGACUGCUGUUGGAAUCCAAGCUUUGCUUACCACCGACGUUCUAGUUGCUCUUAUUCGAUGGAAGAGUCGCCAUUGUCGUUGUGAUUAUGACGAGCUGCCCUCACCUCGAGAUCCGGAAAGCAAGAGACUCGUUUCUAGCUCUUACUGA